This is a messenger RNA of Linum tenue, 5268 nucleotides long. The record is from the annotation of a GenBank genome assembly. Lineage: Eukaryota; Viridiplantae; Streptophyta; Magnoliopsida; Malpighiales; Linaceae.
GGAAAGGGGAGGGCGGUCGACGUGUCAGCUCCAGAUUCCUGCUCAAUGGGGAACAACUGAACAAGAACACGCACCCGAGUCCAAAACACCAAACACACAUCAUUAUCCAUCUUCCCACCAUCAAUCAGGCCGGGCGUUAGUUUGGUUUGCAGUUUCUAGCAACUUUGUACCGUCCGAAACCCCCAGGCCACAGCCAAUACACUAGUCGGUUGUCACUUGCUCAAUUUAUGCUUUACUUUUUAGGCCUUUCUUCUUUAAUUAUCUGCAUUCAUGAUUGCCAGUGGAGGAAACUCGGAUCAUUUUUUCUUCCAGCCUUUUGCUUUUGUGUUCCUCCGACUCCAGUUCAGCCAAAUAUUUUAGAAUAAUACAUUUUAUUAAAAAGGAAUAGGAGGGGGAGCAGAAGAAAAAGGAGAAACCCACAGAAAAUGGUGGGGGAAGGGUUUUUACUACUGCUCUCUCCUAGUCCUAUCUAACUGUAUUUAAUCCCUCUUUGACAUGGAACAAAACCCUAAGGGUUCUUGUAAGAACCAAUCGCCGCCAGAUUGAUCUCAGCCGUCAAACCACCCCUCUCUCUCUCAUUCUUCCUUCCUUCCCCCUUUGCUUUGCUUGCUUUCUUCACUCUGUUCCUCCCAGAAAAUUGUUUUCACUCGGAAAGCCAAGCAACCCACUUCCUCUGAUUCUGUUGCUUGCUGGGUUCUUGCUCUUUUCCCAUGUUUUGGCUGCUGGCUGUAGCUGGUGCUUUUCUACGGGGCAAGGUCUCCAAAGUUGUCUGCUUUGGGUUGUGAAUUUGGCCGUGGAAGAGAAUAAUAAACCCUCCCCUGUUUCGGAUUCCUCUCUUAUUUUCUUGGGGUUUUGAAUUAUAAAGAAAUGUUUUCUUUUAUUUGAGGGGUUUGGUAGGUUAGGAUGGUUGAUAAUUAGUUUUAUCAUCAUUUCAGUGUAGGUGAUGGAAAAGUUUUGAUUUUUGGCUUCAUUUUCUCGUCUUAGGUUGCUGUUCUUUCUCCCCUCAUGCUUUUUUGUUACAAAACCCCCGAAAGUUGCAGUCUUUGAACCAGUAUAUAUGGGGGUUUAGCUCCGGUGGAAAGUUUUGAUUUUGUUUCGUUUCGCGGGUGUUGAUCAUUUCCGAGGUUCGCUCUAAGUGGGUAAAUUAUCAAUUCUGGAAUUUGAAAAACCAUGUUAUCUGAAUUGGGAAGGAGACCGAUGAUAGGAGCUAGUGAUGGAUCAUUCGGUGAUGAUUUAGAGAAGGAAAUAGGGUUGUUGCUCCGUGAGCAGCGCACUAGACAGGAAGCCGAUGAUCUUGAGAGGGAGCUCAAUUUGUAUAGAAGUGGGUCUGCUCCACCCACUGUUGAGGGUUCGCUCAACGCCGUCGGCGGGUUGCUGGGUAGUUCGGCGCUGCCUCACGGUGGAGUAGGAGCCGGUGCAGGAGGAGCCGCCUCCGCUGCCUUUUCGGACUUCGCUAGUGGUAAAAAUGGCUUUAUGAAUGAGGAGGAGCUUAGGUCUGACCCAGCUUAUUCAGCUUACUAUUACUCAAACGUGAAUUUGAACCCUAGGCUGCCCCCUCCUUUGAUAUCAAAGGAAGAUUGGAGGUUUGCUCAGAGAAUGAAAGGAGGAGGGAGUUCCGUUGUAGGUGGGAUUGGAGAUAGGAGGAAAGCGAGUAGGGCAGAUAAUGGGAGUGGGAGGUCAUUGUUUGCUAUGCCACCUGGUUUUGAUUCGAGGAAGCCGGAGAAUGACAGCGAGCAGGAGAAGGUUCACAACUCCUCUAGUGAAUGGGGUGGGGAUGGACUGAUAGGUUUACCAGGGUUAGGGCUUGGGACUAAACAGAAGAGUCUUGCUGUAAUCUUUCAGGGUGACAUGGAUCGGGUAACUCCUAUUGUUGGCCAUCCUUCUCGCCCUUCUAGUCGCAAUGCGUUUGGUGAAAAUGUAGAUAGCAUGAAUGCAGCUGAAGAUGAGCUAGCUCACUUGCGGCGUGAGUUGUCUUCUACAGAUCCUGUAAGGUCAGGUGUCAAUGGCCAAGGUUCUUCUGCUGUAACAAGUGUUGGUCAAGCUUCGUCUUACUCUUAUGCAGCUGCUCUUGGUUCCUCUUUGUCUAGGAGUAACACUCCUGAUGCUCAACUUGUAGCUAGGGCUCCCAGUCCUUGUCCUACACCCAUAGGGCAAGGGAGGAAUUCUGCAUCUGAAAAGAGAGGGGCUACUAGCUCUAACUCAUUUAAUGGCAUCCCCACCAGCAUCAAUGAGUCUGAAGAUCUUGUUGCUGCUUUAACUGGUAUGAACUUAAGUAAUGGUGUAGAAGAAGAAAACCAAUUUCCAUCCCAGAUGGGGCAGGGUGCUGAUAACCACCACCAGAACUAUUUAUUUGGUCUCCAAGGAGGUCAGAACCACUUGAAGAAUCAGAAUGCUUAUUUUCAGAACUCGGACUCUGGGCAUUAUCAAAUGCCUUCUGUUUCUCAAGCUGGAAAGAUGUCAUAUGCAGGUUUAGGCAAGAGCAAUGGUGGUAGGUCAGACCUCAACGACUCAUCCUUUGGGGAUAGGCAUGUCGACAUGCAAAAGUCAGGUGAUCGUCGUGGUAAUAAUUCUUAUCUUAAUGGGUCACCUCCAACAACUCAUAAUAGCCGAAGUGGCUUGCACACUUACCAACAUAUGGAUAGCAUGAACUCAUCACUUCUGAACUAUGGAAUGGGUGGGUAUUCUGUUAACCCAGCUUUGGCUUCUGUGAUGGCUGCUGGUCAACUUGGCUCUGGAAAUCUCCCACCGUUAUUCGAAAAUGUUGCAGCAGCAUCAGCCAUGGGUGUCCCUGGUCUGGAUUCAAGGGUCCUUGGAGGAGGUAUGGGAUCCGGAGUAGGUCUCACAGGUGCGAAUCCUGAAUCACGCAAUCUUGGAAGAUUGGGGAGCCCUAUUAGUGGAAGUUCCCCUCAGUCACCAUAUGUUGAUCCUUUGUAUCUACAGUACCUGAGGACUCCUGAAUAUGCUGCUGCAGCCCAACUUGCUGCUUACAAUGAUCCCACUGGUGAAGGGAACUAUUUGGGCAACUCCUAUAUGAAUUUACUUGAAUUCCAAAAAGCUGCCUAUGCUGGAGCUAUGCUGUCCCCACACAAAUCACAGUAUGGCGGCCCUGUGGGUGGUAAAUCUGGCAGUUCUAAUCUCCAUAACUACUAUGGAGGUCAUGGUUAUGGUGUUGGUGGCAUGUCAUAUCCUGGGAGUCCUCUUGCAAGUCCUGUUAUUCCGAACUCCCCUGUUGGGCCAGGUAGUCCAAUUAGACACAAUGAUCUGAAUAUGAGGUUUGCUUCUGGUAUGAGGAGCUUGGGUGGUGGUGGUAUAAUGGGUCCAUGGCACUUAGAUGGAGGGGUGGACGAAAGCUUUGCAUCCUCACUUCUAGAAGAGUUCAAGAGUAAUAAAACCAAGUGUUUGGAACUUUCAGAAAUUGCAGGUCAUGUUGUUGAGUUCAGUGCUGAUCAAUACGGGAGCCGAUUCAUCCAACAAAAGCUAGAGACAGCCACAAUAGAUGAGAAGAACAUGGUGUAUGAGGAAAUCAUGCCGCAAGCUCUUGCUCUGAUGACUGAUGUGUUUGGUAAUUAUGUUAUCCAAAAGUUUUUUGAGCAUGGGCUGCAGUCACAGAGAAGGGAACUAGCUGCCAAGUUACUCGGUCAUGUUUUGACGCUUAGUCUUCAAAUGUAUGGAUGCCGGGUGAUUCAGAAGGCAAUUGAGGUUGUUGACCUGGACCAGAAGAUCAAAAUGGUUGGAGAGCUUGAGGGUCAAGUUAUGCGCUGUGUCCGUGAUCAGAAUGGAAACCAUGUCAUCCAAAAGUGUAUUGAAUGUGUUCCUGAGGAUAACAUCCAGUUUAUAGUCACAACAUUCUAUGAUCAAGUAGUGACCCUCUCCACCCAUCCUUAUGGUUGCCGUGUGAUACAGAGGAUUCUGGAACAUUGUGAGGACCCAAACACGCAGAGUAAAGUCAUGGAUGAGAUCCUGGGAGCUGUCAGCAUGCUAGCCCAAGAUCAGUAUGGCAAUUAUGUUGUUCAGCAUGUACUGGAGCAUGGAAAGCCGCAUGAACGAACUGCUAUCAUUAAGGAGUUAGCCGGGAACAUAGUCCAGAUGAGUCAGCAAAAGUUUGCAUCGAAUGUUGUCGAGAAGUGCCUGGCAUUUGGCGGUCCUGAUGAACGGCAGCUGCUGGUGAAUGAGAUGCUGGGCACUACAGAUGAGAACGAGCCUCUUCAGGCUAUGAUGAAAGACCAGUUUGCAAACUACGUGGUACAGAAGGUGCUGGAGACUUGUGACGAUCAGCAGCGCGAGCUGAUCAUGACACGAAUCAAAAUCCAUCUCAAUGCACUGAAGAAGUAUACGUAUGGGAAGCACAUUGUUGCUCGCGUUGAGAAACUUCUUGCUGCUGGAGAAAGGAGAAUCGCUGCACAGUCUCUGCAUCCCCCACAGGGGGCGGUGUCGAGCUAAGAAGGGAAAGAAAAAACGCUAAAGAGUGGGAACUCCUUUGUCUGUACAGCUAACUGAGGCUAGUGUGAGCUUCUUGGCAUCUUCUUUGGUGGUGAUGAUGAUGAUUGAAGUUAAUAAAGUUGUAGCGUUGUAUCGGUGAGCGAGGAUAGCGAGAGCGAGAAACUGUACAUUUUGUAGUUGUAAGGGUCGUCUGUCUGUCUAUACAUACGGUCGAAAGCUGAGCUGAUUGCCAUCCCAACAAGAACAACCGCCACCUUAUAUGGAGAGGACAUAACGGCGAAUCAAUAUGUACGGAGUUUCAGGUAGGGGUGUAAAAAAGAGAAGGAAGCAGGAAACGUUCUAGUCUAUAAGGAAACGUGACUGUAAAGAAAAAAGGAAAUAUGUUUGCUUUCGUUGAGAGCUCUUUAUGUUUAGUCUUGAGGCCUACUGAGUGAGUACUGAGGUUUACUUCUUCCAAUGGCAAUGUAUCCCUAGUUUCUGCCUUCCUGUUCAUAUUCACUUCCUGCAAACCCAAGGAUUCCUCAUCAGCAAACCCAUUUCUUCCUCAUCAGCAAAGCCAAGGAUUCCUCAUCAGCAGAUUCAUCAAUUCGAUCGAAUCCUUCGAAGCUCGACGGUUCACCGAAUUUGGCGAGGAAGAGAAUGGAGGAGGUCGUGCUUCAUUCACUGAGAUGGUUCGAGGACAGGACGAGAGGGGAGAGGGUUUGUAAUAGGGGAACUACCGGAAGACGCAAUCAACACUGCUGAAUGAUGAGAUUAUCUUGAUCCGUUGGUUUGGGGGAUUGAAUCAGGAAAACAGUUUCUCUAAAAUGUCAUAACGGAAAAAAAAAA